Molecule: messenger RNA, 1299 nt
Organism: Cyclopterus lumpus (lumpfish)
Lineage: Eukaryota; Metazoa; Chordata; Actinopteri; Perciformes; Cyclopteridae
Product: zona pellucida sperm-binding protein 4-like
Exons: 8
Coding region: 20-1258 (412 amino acids)
Biological process (GO): prevention of polyspermy; binding of sperm to zona pellucida
Cellular component (GO): egg coat
Molecular function (GO): acrosin binding; structural constituent of egg coat
Source: RefSeq, a predicted model, not a curated record
UACAGUUGCUAACACCAUAAUGGAGCUUUUCAAGUGUCUCGUUGGAGUGGUGCUGGUUGCCGUUUUGUCUUGUGAUGUUUCUGCCCAGCAUUACUGGUCGCUGCCGCAGCAGAAGCUUCCUGCUCAGCAACAGUUGACGCUCCCUCAACUUGCAGCUCCCUUUGACAAGUGCCAGGUGGCGCAGGCAAACAGGAUCCAGUGUGGGUCUGCCGACGCCACCGCCGACCACUGCGAGAACAUAAACUGCUGCUUCGAUGGGGACCUGUGCUACUACGGGAAAGCAGUGACUGUGCAGUGUACCAGGGAUGGCCAGUUCGUGGUGGUUGUGGCUCGAGAUGCCACUUUGCCCAACAUCGAUGUGGAGUCAGUCAGCCUGCUGGAGACGAACGACCCCUCCUGCAGCCCCAUGGAGAUCACCUCAUCGUUUGCCAUCUUUCAGUUCUCUGCGACUGCAUGUGGUACUACAUUCCAGGAGGAAGAUGGUUAUGUGGUGUACGAGAACCACAUGUCGUCUUCUUAUGAAGUGGGAGUUGGACCCCGAGGAUCGAUCACCAGGGACAGCCAUUUUGAGUUAUUGUUUCAGUGUAGGUAUUCUGACACCGCAGUGGAGGCUCUCGUCAUGGAGGUGAAUGCCGUUCCUCCACCUGUGCCGGUCGCUGCUGCCGGACUCCUCCGAGUGGAGCUCAAACUCGGCAACGGACAGUGUCUCUCAAAAGGAUGUGUUGAGGAAGAUGCGGCGUAUAGCUCCUUCUACAAUCCAUCAGACUACCCCAUCACUAAAGUGCUGAGGGAGCCCGUCUAUGUUGAGGUGAACAUCGUGGCACGCUCCGACUCAAACCUCAUCCUGAACAUGGAGCACUGCUGGGCUACCGCCAGCCCCAAUCCUCAAAGCCUGCCCCAGUGGGAUCUUCUGGUUGACGGGUGUCCCUACCAUGAUGACCGUUACCUGACCACCGUGGUGCCUGUGGAUACCUCCUCUGGAAUACAAUACCCAUCGCACUACAAGCGUUUCAUCGUUAAAAUGUUCACGUUCGUGGAUCAGACCAACUUUUCACCCCAGAAAGACACGGUGUUUUUCCAUUGUGCUACCGAAGUGUGUUAUCCCAGCAGCAUGCACUCCUGUGAACAGCAAUGCCACCGACAACGAAGAGCUGUACCUGCAGUGAGGAGAGUGUCCUCAAGUCAGAGGGAUCUGGUCUCAAGCAGAGAGGUGAUCCUGACUGAGCAGUCGGCUCCAAAUGCCAAAUCUGAGAAAUGAUUCCACUGGCUGUGACUUUUAAUAAACACUCAUGCUUACAA